AGAGACGGGGUUAUGUGAUGGUGUUUUCCUCCUGCAUGUUUCAGUGAGGGAGAGGGAGUGUGAUGGUGGUGUUUUCCUCUUGCAUGCAUCAGUAAGAUGUGAAGAUGGCGGAGCUGCAGAUGCUGUUGGAAGAGGAGAUUCCUGCUGGUCGAGGAGCUCUGCUGGACAGCUACGCCAACCUAGAGAGAGUCGCCGAGUACUGCGAGAGCAACUACAUACAGUCUCCAGAUAAGCACAGAGCUUUAGAAGAAACCAAAAGCUACACCACUCAGUCUUUGGCCAGUGUAGCGUAUCUGAUCAACACUCUUGCCAACAAUGUGCUCCAGAUGCUGGAUAUACAGGCGUCCCAGCUACGCCGCAUGGAGUCGUCCAUCAACCACAUCUCACAGACGGUGGACAUCCAUAAAGAGAAGGUGGCCAGGCGAGAGAUUGGCAUCCUCACCACCAAUAAGAACACUUCCCGCACGCACAAGAUCAUCGCACCAGCCAAUCCCGAGAGGCCUGUACGCUACAUCCGCAAACCCAUUGACUACAGUUUGCUGGAUGAUGUAGGCCACGGCGUAAAGUGGUUACUAAGGUUUAAGGUCAACGCUCAGAAUAUGAAGGCAGGUACGACUCCUCGCACAGCUGCGCCGACUCAGAAACCACCCAGCCCUCCUGGCCCAGGCAAAGGAACACUGGGGCGGCACUCCCCUUACCGGACACUUGAGCCUGUGCGUCCACCCGUCGUCCCUAACGACUAUGUGCAGAGUCCAACACGCAACACCGCACCACCCCUGCAGAGCCCGGCUAGAACUGCAUCCGUUAAUCAGAGGACCCGCACGUACAGCAGUGGCAGCAGCGGUGGCAGUCAUCCCAGCAGUCGCAGCAGCAGCAGAGAGAACAGUGGCAGUGGAAGUGUGGGCGUGCCCAUCGCCGUGCCAACUCCUGCCCCGCCCACGGCCUUUCCCGGUACAGCACCCGCCCCUCCCAACCCUCCGAAACCCCCUCCAAGCGUUACUAUCCCUGCCCCUCCCGUACCCCCGCCACCACCCACCCCAGAGCCAGUGCCCCCCGCCCCUGCCCCUCCUCCCCCCACCCUGCCAGCAGAGGGCCCUCCUGAGAUACCACCACCCCCACAGCUGCCCCCCAACCUUCCUGUUAGCACCAACACCAACCCUGCUGCUGCAACUAGCACCCCUGCUCAAGGCAACGGACCUCACUUUUACAGUAUGAACCGGCCAAUGACGCGGCACCCCACGCCCUCUGUGGGAGGUUCCCUGCCCUAUCGCCGGCCGUCAUCAGUUACUGGACAGCCCAACAACAUGCCUCAAAACACUAAUCCAAACAUGAUCCAAAACCAGCUCAAUGGAGGGCCACACUACAACCUAAACCAAGCCCCUAUGGCCCCUCCACCCCCCUCUAUUCUCCAGAUCACCCCCCAGCUACCACUCAUGGGCUUUGUGGCUCGGGUUCAGGAGACCAUCACAGACGCACCUCCACCACCGCCCCCUGCAGAAGAGGAGGAGUUUGAGGAGGCAACCCCACCCCCGCCGCCUCCAGAGGACUAUGAGGAUGAGGAGGGUGAUGAUGAGGAAGAGUCAGCAGUGGUGGAGUACAGUGACCCUUACGCUGAAGAAGACCCGCCAUGGGCGCCUCGCAGUUACCUGGAGAAAGUGGUGGCGAUUUACGACUACGCGCGCGACAAAGAGGACGAGCUCUCCUUCCAGGAGGGGGCGAUCAUUUACGUCAUCAAGAAGAACGACGACGGCUGGUACGAGGGUGUGAUGUGCGGCACCACGGGCCUCUUCCCGGGGAACUACGUGGAGUCCAUCAUGCAUUACGCUGACUGAGCCACUGCUCCUCUGCCCAUCAUCUUCCUCAUUCAGACACACGGAGUUCAGCUACACUACGUCAUGCACAGGCUUGUUCAAAACAAACCAACCGAGAGCUGCAGGAAAAACGAAGGCGUCGUGACCAGUGGCGAAGAUACGAAUGGGAGAAAAACUGUUGAAAUGUGUAAGAUAAAUGCGUUAGGAACUUUUAUUCAUCUCUUAAUUUCAAUCUCUUAGAAACAUGUAUCAGAAAAGUGUUGGUUUGCUUGACUUGUGUUGAUGGUGAUCGCUUUGCUUUCGCUCCUAUCCGUCUGUAUUCUGAAGAAGGACAGUCAUCCUCUUUCAUGUCAUCACGAAAUUGAAAGACGGCCACCUUGGACGUGCACGUUCCUUUUACAUCACCUGCUGUCACUGACCAGCAAAUGAGAGAGACGCUUUUGCCAAGAAUGACAGAACAGGGAUUUUAUGCAUUGUGGUGCCAGGUCAUAUAGAAACACUUCGAUACAGGUGGGCUUUUUUUUUUUUUUCUUUAGUUUGUCAUUGUGUUGGAAGUUGAAUUUCUUUUUUGUUUUGUUAUAUUUUGAGUGCAGUUCAUUUUGAAGUCUUCAGCAGGAGGACAUACCAAAGGAUUUCAGUGGCGUUUGGGAUCACCAACGGGACCGGCUACAACCUUAAAAUACUUUUCUCGCCAUUCCUUUACGUUCGUUACUUUCCGACAAGAUUUUAUUGCUUGAAAUAUUUGCAAGUAUGUGUAUUCUUUGUAUGUAUGAUAAAAAAAAAACACUAUAAAUUCGUUCAGGAAGUUUGUGCCAUAAAGAUACGUUGGUAGAUGGUCAUAUUUUUGGACGCGAGAGGUCGUUUCUUGAGUCUCAGCACCGGAUGUGGUGUUCUUCAGGAAGAAAAUGUGUAUUGUGUGAUCUUUAACCUCCGAUUCAUCCCUCUUGACCAACUGUGGACUUAAAGAUACAAGACUAUUCUAUAUGUAUGUUAUAUAUUGAUUUAUAUUAUAGAAAUACUAUUGUGUUGGUGUAUGACUGGUGUAGAGACAAGAGAACCCCAUUUAUCUGCAAUAACAAAGGCACAGUUAGAAAGCCCUCAGUCGACGAGCUAGAGAUUUUUUUAAAGCACAAGAGAUAAACGUGAUCUUAGGGAGACCUUACAAAAUGUGAAGAACAGACUUUUUUUCUUUUUUGAUGAAGAGAUAUUAAACCGAAACCAGCCCAAGUUUUAAAGCAUCCUCAUAUACCCACAUGCAGAUAAUGUGGAACAAACUGUACCAAUGCACAGAGACUUUUUCUAUAAAGUACUUUGAUGUCUAUAUGUAAGUGUGAGUGUGUAUGUGAGCGUGAAAUGGAUCGAUUUCAUUGUUUAUGGAUCAUUGGUGACUGACUUGCUUGUCUGUGUGCAAAUCUUUAUUUGAAAUGAAAGGUCUGUGGUGAGGGUGUGUGAAUUGAGUCUUGCAUGUUGAUCAUUUCUGUGAUUUUCCUGCUGAUGGAGAAUAAACUGGAUAUAUCUGGUC
Pimephales promelas (fathead minnow) is the source of this 3333-nucleotide messenger RNA. The record is from RefSeq and is a predicted model, not a curated record. NCBI's taxonomy places the organism in Eukaryota, Metazoa, Chordata, Actinopteri, Cypriniformes, Leuciscidae.